AUGGAUUUGAGCAGCAAACCCGGAGAGAACAUGCUGUGGGGAGGUCGAUUCACCGGCGGCCUCGACCCUCUCAUGGUAGCUUACAAUGAGAGUAUCCACUUCGACAAGCAUCUGUUCAAGCAAGACAUCCUGGGCAGCAUCGCCUUCGCGCGGGCCAACCAGAAGGGCGGCAUCCUGACCGCCGACGAGUUCAGCAAGAUAGAGGCGGGCCUGCGGGAGGUGAUGAAGGAGUGGGAGGACGGGUCCUUCAAGAUCGUGCCGGGCGUUGACGAGGACAUCCACACCGCCAACGAGCGCCGGCUGGGCGAGAUCAUCGGCAAGGACGUGGCGGGCAAGCUGCACACGGGCCGCAGCCGCAACGAGCAGGUGGCGUGCGACAUGCGCAUGUGGCUGCGCGACGAGCUGCGCAAGAUCGACGCGCACCUCGUGACCUUCCUCCAGAUCACGACGGACCGCGCCGAGCGCGAGGUCGCGCACGUCAUGCCGGGGUACACGCACCUGCAGCGGGCGCAGCCGAUCCGCUGGAGCCACUGGGUCAUGUCGUACGGGCUGGCGUUCGCGACAGAUCUAGAGCGGCUGCGCGAGACGGUGCGGCGCGUCAACCGGUCCCCCCUGGGCUGCGGCGCCCUCGCCGGAAACCCGUUCGGCAUCGACCGCGACAUGAUGGCGCGCGAGCUGGGCUUCGAGGGCCUGCUGUGGAACUCGAUGGGCGGCGUGGCGGACCGCGACUUCGUGGCCGAAGAACUACAAUGGGCCGCCAUGCUGAUGCAGCACGUGUCGCGCUGGGCCGAGGACCUGAUCAUCUACAGCACGGCCGAGUUCGGCUUCGUGCGCCUGGCCGACGCCUACUCGACGGGCUCCUCGCUGAUGCCGCAGAAGAAGAACCCCGACAGCCUCGAGCUGCUGCGCGGCAAGAGCGGCCGCGUCCUCGGCCAGAUGUGCGGCUUCAUGACCACCCUCAAGGGCCUGCCCAGCACCUACAACAAGGACCUGCAGGAGAGCUGGGAGGUCAUGCUCGACUCCGUCAAGACCGUCAGCGACAGCAUCCAGAUCGCCACCGGCGUGCUGGCCACUCUCGAGAUCAAACCAGAGAAGAUGCGCGCAGCCCUCGACCCCUUCAUGCUGGCCACCGACAUCGCCGACUACCUCGUGCGCAAGGGCGUGCCCUUCCGCGAGACGCACCACAUCUCGGGCCGUGUCGUCGCCCUGUCCGAGCAGACCGGCACCCCGAUGAACGAGCUCACCUACGACCAGCUCAAGUCGGUCGACGCCCGCUUCGACAAGGACAUCGCCGACUACUUCGACUACGAGCGCAGUGUCGAGAUGCGCUCCGCCAAGGGCGGCACCAGCAAGGCCUGCGUACUGGAGCAGAUCGCCGUCAUGCGGCAGAUGCUGAAGUCGAAAUCCACCUAG
Anthostomella pinea is the source of this 1413-nucleotide messenger RNA. NCBI's taxonomy places the organism in Eukaryota, Fungi, Ascomycota, Sordariomycetes, Xylariales, Xylariaceae. The record is from the annotation of a GenBank genome assembly.